AAGUAAUUUUAUUUUACUUUAAUCUUAAUUUUUGCUAGUUCGCUUAAGCCUGGAGGUUUGGUGUGUGUGUGUUCAGAAAAGCCGUGUGUUACCUCGCAUUUACUAUCAUCACGAACUAAUAUCCCUAUAUACGUCCGUGCUAUAAUGAGUCUGUUCGUUUAUUUGAAUAUGUUUCGUUGGAGUUCCUCUAGACAUUCGGCCCUGUCAUCCAUUUCUUCUAAAUUGUGGACAAGCAGCCCGGGAAUUACACGCAGUGUCCUGCACUUGAAACAUUGUAAGAGCUUACAGCUUCGCUCUUCAUCAUCGAGUCUGAAACCUCGUCUGCCCUUUGAAAUCGACACGAAUGUACAGAACGAUGUACUGGUGUACUCAUUAAAAAGUGAUCGUUUUUUUAAGAUGUUGAAGUAUUUUGGAUGUAUACAGUUUGCAUUUUGGGCAUACCUUGGACUGUUCUCUUUUCAAAACUUGCGAGAUGCACCAGAAGAUACAACAGCAAUCAACUCGUCCUGGUGGCGUAGAAUAGCAGCGAAAGAAAGCAAGUAUAAAAAUGGAAUCAGCGUACUUUGCUUUGGAUUGGGAUACAUUAUUUUAUGCAUCAGCAUACUGUAUCCAAUGAGAGCAGUAAAGAAACUGUGGCUUUUGAAAGGAGGAACUGCUGUUCGGGUGGACACAUAUUCUGCCUUCAAACGAUCACAGACAUUGACAGUACCCACUAGAAAUGUGAGCUGCCUUCAGUCACGGAAAGAUGCAGCAGCACAAAUUGCCAUGAAGAUAAGAGGCAAAUGGUUUUUCUUUCUGUUGGAUAAACGAGGAGUUUUUCACAAUGCAGAUCUGUUUGAUUAUGCAGUAGGGUUGUCAAGAAAUGUGAAAUAGACAAAAUGGAACAAAUUUGAUAUUGACACGUUUCACCAAUGUGCCAUACUAAAACUGGGAGGCGCUUCAACUUAGCAUAACAAGGCCUGGAGCUAAUUGUAAAUUAAGAAAAUAAAUCACCUGGUUCAACCGGGGUAGUUUAUUAAUGAUACAUGGCUCCCCUUUGUUCAAUCUGCUCAGCACUGCUUUUUGACCAACUAUCAGAUCUUGCACUUGUACAUUUGAUACCCCUGUUCAAAUACCUUCUUCCUAUAACUCGCCUGUUUGUCAACGCUCUCAAUACCAUACAAGCAACUGCCAUAAACAGUCGCGAAGGAACUCAAUAAAACAUCUUAGGAUAAUGGGUCUCAUUUAUGAGUUGUCAUUGAAAACAAAUCCUUCCAAAGCAAUAUGUCAUCAAUUUUACCUUCUUGUAAUGUACAACACUUCAACAAGAGCAGAUUCCUUUGUAUUAUUCAUUCCACCCCUUUCCUACUUUCAGCACCUUUCACUCUGCGACCCUAUGAUUGAGUGGAAGCGAACAGUACCCUGAUUCUCAUUUCCAUAAUUCACCCUUCCCUUUAAAAGGCAAAAGAGAGAUAGUGUUCGUUAAUAUCUGCCUUGUUUGCUAUUGCCAAUUAAAAAUGUUUGCAGGGAGUGCAAAA
Molecule: messenger RNA, 1517 nt
Organism: Pomacea canaliculata
Lineage: Eukaryota; Metazoa; Mollusca; Gastropoda; Architaenioglossa; Ampullariidae
Product: transmembrane protein 223-like
Exons: 2
Coding region: 145-873 (242 amino acids)
Biological process (GO): nervous system development
Cellular component (GO): mitochondrion
Source: RefSeq, a predicted model, not a curated record